Messenger RNA from Adineta steineri, 1770 nucleotides. The record is from the annotation of a GenBank genome assembly. NCBI's taxonomy places the organism in Eukaryota, Metazoa, Rotifera, Eurotatoria, Adinetida, Adinetidae.
AUGUCAUCAUUUAUUUUAACUAAAACUCGUUUAGAAGCAUUACCUGAUGAAAUUUUACUUCUAAUUUGUGAAUAUUUAUCAUCGACUGAAAUAUUAUUUUCUUUCGUUGGUCUUAAUUCUCGAUUAAGUAAAACAAUAAGUGGUUUUUGUCGACAUGUUGUUCUUGCACAAAUUCCAUUUAAACGAUUUAAUUAUAUUUGUAAAACAAUUCUACCUCAAAUUGGUACUCAAAUUUCUUCAUUAGUUGUGAGUAAUGAUUGGAAAGGUGUUCUUUCAAAAAUAUUUCUUAAUUAUUUCGGUGAAAAAAUGUCUUCGAUAUUUCCAUGUCUUAAACAAUUAAUACUUCCGACAUAUCUAAUCGAUUCAUUAGCAUCGUUUCUUGAUUGUCUUCAAAAUUUACCAUUAUUAUUUGAAAUAAAAAUCAUGAGUGUAUACGAAAUGGGUACCAGUUCGACUUCACAACAAGCAUUAUUAGAAAAACUUUUUACUGCUAAUAAUAAUCGUCUAACAUCGAUUUUAUUUGAUGAUGAUUCAUUAUCGUUUUCCUAUAAAAAUAAUACUGAUGUAAAUUAUUUACAUAUUGAAAAUUUAGUAAUCGAAUUAGAUUGUCUCAGUGAUUUACAUCGAUUACUUACAGAUUUACCUCAAUUGAAAUCUAUUGAUGUAGCUAUUAAUGGAGAAGAUUUAGAAAUUGAUGAAGAUAUAAAAUAUAUUCCAAUUGUUACUUUAAAAUAUUUUCGUUUACGAUCAUUUAUUCAAUCAUGGAAAUUAGCUGACCUUGUAACAAUAUUUCGACGUAUUCCUAAUAUUGAAGAACUUAUUAUACAGAUUAAUACUCAUUAUGAUACUCGUUUAAUUGAUGGUGAACAAAUGUAUUCUCAUUUAUCAUCGUUGUUAUCCUUAAAAAAAUUUACUUAUUUUCUUCAAUUUCAAGAUAUAUCUCUCGUUGAUACUACAGACGUUAUUUCUAGUUGGAAAGAAUUUCAACAAGAUUUUAUUUGUAUAAAUAGUGAUGAUAAUGAAAGUAUUAUUUUAUAUUCAUUACCAUUUAAUUACCCAUAUUUAACUCUAAGAUAUUCAUUAGCAAAAAAUAAAAAUUUUAGUGAUAAUUUUGGAUAUGAAGUUAAAUGUUUAACACUUUAUGAAGUAUCAACACGAAUAGCUGAAACAUUUUCAAUUAUUAAUAAAUGUCAUAGAAUGCAACGUCUUAUUUUACAAAUCUAUCCAGAAAUUAUUCCAGAGUCUUUCCAAGAGAUUCAAUUGAGAAAAUUACCCUACUUGACAUUUUUCGUGGCAUUUCAGACCUUAUCAAUCAAUACAGAUGAUUUUAAGAGAUUACUUGAAGCAGCACCUAAUUUAUAUCAUAUGGCAAUUGCUUACGAACUACUCGAUUCAUUAUUUGCCAGUGAUAUUGUCUGUAAUUUAUUAGGACGUCGUGUUACUGAUCUACUCAUAGGUAUAACUUCGGAAAUAAAUUCCGAAGCAAUCCCUAUAUUUAUAACUCGUCUUGCAUCUGUAUGUCCAUCUUUAAAACAUUUAUAUUUUCAUUCAAAAGAUAGUAAGAAUUCAACUGAAUCAAUAAUUCUAACUGUUUUAAAUCAUUUAUCAAAAUGGAAUUGUCUUAUAUCAUUUGGUGUUGCAAAUAUUAAAAUCGAUUCGAAGAUCUUAACUCAAGGUAUUCGUGAAUGGAUUAUUGAAAACUCAAACUUACAUGACAAUGAUUCAUUUCUCACGGAUUACAGUGCAGAUACAUUUCGUUUAUGGCUUUAA